GUAUCGGUUACACUUUUUGAUGGAGUCUCAAUGAUAUCUGCUGAUGGGGAAGAAGUUCCCUGGAAGAAGAGUGUGAGAAUGGAAGGACCAGUAGAGAUGUGGUUGCUGGAAAUUGAAUCCCAGAUGCGAAAAACUCUCCGAGAUCUGCUUCGCGAUUGUCGUUUCGAAAUGAAAAAGGCCAGUGUUAAGAGAGACAAAGUGAUCAGAGAUUGGCCUGGACAAAUAUGUCUAACAUGUAGUCAGAUUCAAUGGACUUCGGAUGUUACAAAAGCGCUUACCAUGGUAACUAUGCGUCUUUUGAGAGAUUAUUUAAUUUCAAGAAAUCGUGAUUUUAACUGCUUUAAUGGUACUUCAAUGAAGGUAAAUCGUCAACAUGAUAAGAAACCACUUAGAACAAUGAGAAAGAAACAGUCUGCCAUUUUGCAUAAAUACUCCGAAGCAAUUCGCUCGAAUUUGAGCAAAAUGCAGCGAUUGAAAAUCAACGGUCUCGUUAUUAUUGAAGUUCAUCAUCGUGACAUUAUUGAUAAACUCUACAAGUCAGGAUGCAGGGAUACUGGGGCCUUUGAAUGGCUUGCACAACUACGAUUCUAUUGGGAAAAGGAGGAAGAUGACUGUUUUGUCAAACAGACAAAUGCCAGUUUCCAUUAUGGUUAUGAAUAUCUGGGCAACUCAGGUCGUCUGGUUAUAACAUCACUCACAGAUCGAUGCUACAUAACCUUGACGACGGCACUUAGUCUUAAUCGGGGUGGGUCCCCCAAAGGCCCGGCUGGAACUGGCAAAACUGAGACCGUCAAGGAUUUGGGCAAGAAUUUAGGUGAAUACGUCAUUGUAAUAAAUUGCUCUGACGGUCUCGACUACAAAUCCAUGGGUCGUAUGUUCUCCGGUCUCGCUCAAUCUGGUGCUUGGGGAUGUUUCGAUGAAUUCAAUCGGUGUGUUUGCAUUCUCUUUCUAUUCAAGGGUUGUAUUAACUCUUUUGCACUCCUGUCUUUCUCAUAUAGAAUCAAUAUUGAAGUGCUCUCUGUGGUAGCACAACAAAUUCUAUCCAUCCUCUCUGCACUUGCGUCAAUGCCAAAGGGUAAAGGUGAUGCGGCACCAAUAAAAUUCACGUUUGAGGGAAGGAAAAUCCAACUAACCUGGUCCUGUGGCAUUUUCAUAACUAUGAACCCUGGUUACGCUGGUAGGACGGAAUUACCGGACAAUCUCAAGUCCAUGUUCCGUCCUAUUGCCAUGGUGGUUCCGGACUCAACUGUCAUCGCUGAAAUUACACUCUUUGCUGAAGGUUUUGAUUCUUGCAAGGUGCUAGCGAAGAAGGUGUUCACUCUCUACAGUCUCUGUAUUCAGCAAUUAAGCAAACAGGAUCACUACGAUUUCGGGUUACGUGCUCUUAUUUCUGUUUUGCGUUAUGCCGGUGGGAAAAAACGCGAGAACCCGGGGAUGCAGGCCGAGGAAAUACUUCUACUCUCUAUGAAUGAUAUGAAUUUGGCAAAGCUGACGUCAGCUGACUUAUCUCUUUUCCAAGGCAUUGUCUCUGAUCUGUUCCCGGGAGUUGAGGUUCCCUCCAUAGAUUAUACAGAUAUGAAGAAUGCAAUUAACGAAUCUUUCCAAGAACUUGGCUUGCAAACAACCAAGUUUUCUGUAAAUAAAGUGAUUGAGUUGUAUGAGACCCAGAGUUCUCGACAUUCUGUGAUGAUA
Messenger RNA from Rodentolepis nana, 1692 nucleotides. The record is from the annotation of a GenBank genome assembly. Lineage: Eukaryota; Metazoa; Platyhelminthes; Cestoda; Cyclophyllidea; Hymenolepididae.